UUUCUUUCCAUUCCUUCUAAAGAAACACCAUCACUCUAACUCCACUCAUCUAAUCUUCAUCCGGUUGGACCCUGCUCGCUAUUAUUACCAUUGCCUUUUUUCGUGCCACUGACGCACGGUGUCCAGUUUCUGACGACAGGGAACACAGACGAGCGUACUAGCCGCUCAAGCUGUUAUUAUGGUCACCUUGACCUGGUCCUCUCUCUUCGGCUUCUCUCCUCCUCCUUCCUCGUACCACUACAUUCCACUUCCCUCCACAACCUCCACAGCAGCGAACAUACAGGACGCAUCCACAACCAUGUCAAGGCACUACCCAACACAGCAGCAGGAGCAAAUCGUCGUCGUCCCACCGAACCCAUCCAUCAACCAGGACAUGGUCCUUGCACCCCUACCAGCCGAACCCCGGGGCUCCAAAUUCAAAAACUUCUUCAAGCGUGAUAAAAAGGCCCGGAUCGUGCUCUCGGAAAGGGAUGCCCGUAUCCUGGCCCAGGUCAAGCGUCGGGCCAAGAUUUUGGAUACAGGAGUCAACCUUGGAUUUGCGAGAUUUGGAUUGGACCCCAUCAUUGGUUUGGUGCCGGUGCUAGGAGAUGCUGCGACGAUGUUUCUGGCCCUGCAGGUCGUUUAUACGGCCCAAAAGGCCGAUAUUCCCAAAUCACUUACUCAAAGGAUGCUCUUCAACGUCGCCCUCGACUUUGGUAUUGGUCUGGUCCCAGUGCUCGGUGAUAUCGGCGACUUCUUGUUCAAGGCAAACGACAAGAACGCAAAACUAUUCGAACAGUUCCUCUACGAGCGUGCUGCCACAGAAGCAGCCGAGGCCGAGGCGGCCGCUGCUCGGAACCGUGUCGCCACGCCUUCUGCGGCGGCAACAGCAGCUCCAGGAACGCACCAUCACCAUAACAACACAGCGUCAACGUCAAAAGGAUUCUUUGGUCGCUUUGGGGGCGGGCAUCAUGACCAGCAGCAGCAGCAGCAGCAACCGCAUCAGCAACAGCAGCAGUAUCAGCAGCAGCAACAGCAGCCGCAUCAUACGGUAGUUGACAUGGGAACGUCGAGUGCUCCUUCUUAUCCUCCUUCUUAUGCUCCUUAUGCUCCUGUCAAGUAGCUGUAAUCUUUUCUUUCCUCAUCUCUACUUCAACAUGUGUUAUAUAAUCAAGUCUUAUUUAUUAUGCUCCCGAAACCCAUUAGUUCUCGGGCAUAAAAAAAAAUAGUUACCCUGUAAGAUUUUUUUUUUGUUUUCGUACAAUAAAAGACAUUCCCAGAACU
This is a messenger RNA of Gamsiella multidivaricata, 1263 nucleotides long. RefSeq lists its product as uncharacterized. The record is from RefSeq and is a predicted model, not a curated record. The coding region runs from base 179 to 1102 and encodes 307 amino acids. The transcript is spliced from 4 exons. Lineage: Eukaryota; Fungi; Mortierellomycota; Mortierellomycetes; Mortierellales; Mortierellaceae.